Molecule: messenger RNA, 1968 nt
Organism: Sorghum bicolor (sorghum)
Lineage: Eukaryota; Viridiplantae; Streptophyta; Magnoliopsida; Poales; Poaceae
Product: heat stress transcription factor B-2b-like
Exons: 3
Coding region: 367-1572 (401 amino acids)
Biological process (GO): regulation of transcription by RNA polymerase II
Cellular component (GO): nucleus
Molecular function (GO): DNA-binding transcription factor activity; RNA polymerase II cis-regulatory region sequence-specific DNA binding
Source: RefSeq, a predicted model, not a curated record
CGCCAUCCGGGACCGGCCGGACGCCCGCCCGUACCCUCCCCUCCGCCCCGGCCGCGCCGCGCGACGCGCGCGACUUGGUUUCCGCUCGCCUCUUUCCGCGGCACGAGUUGCUGGCGGGUCGCCCGUCCUCCUCGCCAUAUUACCGCCUCCCCGCCCCGUGACCGCGUCCCUCUUCUCCCGUCUCCUCCUACUCCUCCGCGCCCUCGCCUCAUCCGCGCUCCUAACCGCCGCUGGUUUCUCUCCACGCUACGCCACCGGAAACUUCCAGAACCCACCACCUUUCUUCCUUCCUUCCUCUUCCUCUCUCUAUCUCUUCCCGUGCCGCCGACGGUGCCCCCCAGCCAGAUCCGCGCGGCCGGCGCCGCCAUGGCCGCCGAGCAUGCCGCGGCCGCGGUGGGCGAGCCGCCGCCGCCCGCCGCCACCACGACGCAGCCUCCGGCGGAGGGCGUGACGGCGGCGCCAGCGGCGGCGGCGGGGCAGAGGUCCGUGCCCACGCCGUUCCUCACCAAGACGUACCAGCUGGUGGACGACCCGGCCGUGGACGACGUCAUCUCGUGGAACGACGACGGGUCCGCCUUCAUCGUGUGGCGCCCGGCCGAGUUCGCGCGCGACCUCCUGCCCAAGUACUUCAAGCACAACAACUUCUCCAGCUUCGUGCGCCAGCUCAACACCUACGGGUUCAGGAAGAUCGUGCCGGACAGGUGGGAGUUCGCCAACGACUGCUUCCGCCGAGGCGAGAAGCGGCUGCUCUGCGACAUACACCGCCGGAAGGUGACGGCGGCCACGGGGGCGGUCACGGUGGCCGCGGCCAUCCCGAUGGCGCUGCCCGUGGGCUCGCCGGUGUACUCGGGCGAGGAGCAGGUGCUGUCGUCAAGCUCGUCCCCCGAGCCCUCACUGCAGCAGCAGCCGCCGGCGCCGUCUGGGUCGGGCUCCGGCGGGGUGCCCUCCGGCGACGUGGGCGAGGAGAACGAGCGGCUGCGGCGGGAGAACGCGCGGCUGGCGCGCGAGCUCGGGCAGAUGAAGAAGCUCUGCAACAACAUCCUCCUCCUCAUGUCCAAGUACGCCGCCACUCAGCAACAGCCGGACGCAGCCGCCGCCAAGCAGGCGGCGGCGGCGGCCGGGAACUGCUCCGGCGAGUCGGCGGAGGCCACCGCCGCGGCGCCGCCGCCUCCGCUUCCUUCGAUCCUUGAGCUCCUCCCCUCGUGCCGCGGCGACCCCGCGCCUGACGCGGCCGUCGAGACCGCGGCGGCAGUGGGAACGGAGCACGAGGUGGUUGAGAAGGCGGGCGCCAGGCUCUUCGGCGUCUCCAUCGGGCGGAAACGAAUGCGGGACGAGAGCAACGGCGGCGUGUUCGAGGACUACCCCGCGAGCCGCGCGGCGGAGGUGAAGGCGGAGCCGGUGGAGGCCGCGCAUCCCGACCAGCGGCAGCAGGAGAACAACGCGACGGAGCCGGUGCCGCAGUCGUGGCCCAUUUACCGGCCCAGGCCCGUGUACCACCCGCUCCGGGCCUGCAACGGCUCGGGCAGCGCCGGGAGCGACCACGACGGGUCCACCAACUCGAGGUUAAACUAGAAUGAGACCUCUAAUUAGCUGGGGAUUUACUGACCGAUCCCAUGUAAAACUCCAGUGCUUAUUUGGUAGUAACUCUUUGCUAGUUUAUCUCAUAAUCACUGCAAGUAUGGAGUAUCCUUUAGACUUUGUUUGGAUGUAAUCGGAUUCGCAUCAAUCCACGUGUGUUGGGGUGGAUUGAAGUAGAACUUGAACUAAAUUUCACCUCAAUCCACUCCAACAUAUGUGGAUUGUGGAUUGAGGUGAAUCCGACAACAUCCAUUAUGCAUAGGGCGAUCCAUAAAACUAGAGGUUAACUUAUGGACUGUAGAGUAGUAACUAAUUUAUGUUCUUGUUGAAGUUGGUGAUCCAACACAACACUGGAGUUGUAAAAAAAAAAAAACACACACACACACACAA